AUGGCUUUCACUCUGUUGCAUCACAUUUUUUGUGCAUGCAUUAUUCUCUCUUUCGGCUUCGGCCAAGCAAAAUUCGGCUUCAUCAAGAAAUUAGGUUUCAUCAAUCGUCUUCCUACCAUAUACGUUGAUCCAUCAGGCCAUGGCAAUUUCAGAACCAUCCAAUCUGCUAUCGACUCCAUUCCCUCAAACAAUAGCGAAUGGAUUUGUAUUUACAUCAAAGCCGCCGAGUACAGAGAACAAGUGACAAUUCCUCAAGACAAGCCAUUCAUAUAUCUUAAAGGAGAAGGGAAAAGAAAAACUAGUGUUGUUUGGGAUGCUCAUGGCUCAAUUACCACAAGUGCUACUUUCACCUCUGAAGCUGAUAAUAUUGUUGCCAAGAGCAUAACUUUUAGGAAUUCUUACAACAAUCCACCAACAAGCAAUAAUCAAGUGACUGUGGCAGUGGCGGCUUGGAUAUUGGGCGAUAAAUCCGCCUUCUAUAGGUGUGGAUUCUUGGGGUUUCAGGACACUUUGUGGGAUCAUCAAGGGCGACACUACUUCAAGUUGUGCACUAUUGAAGGAUCCGUUGAUUUCAUAUUUGGUGCAGGCCAAUCCAUAUAUGAGAGAUCUUCCCUCUCAGUAAUUUCUAAAUCUAAAAACGGCGGCAUAGGCGUUAUCACAGCACAGGGAAGAGCUACUAAGGAUGAACCUAAUGGUUUUAUAUUCAAGGAUUGCAAUGUGUUUGGGACUGUACCAACCUAUCUGGGAAGACCAUGGAGAGAUUAUGCCCGGGUUGUAUUUUACAAUUCCACCUUCUCAGACAUUGUUGCUCCUGAGGGAUGGGACAUUUGGAAUUCUGGUGGUAGAGAGAAUCAAAUAAUGUUUGCUGAGUAUGGCUGCAAAGGAUCGGGAUCAAAUAAUACAGGCCGUGUUUCAUGGGAAAUGAAGCUGGAUCAAAAGACAUUGUCGACGUUAACUAGCAUGAACUUCAUCGAUAGCGAAGGCUGGAUGAAAGCACAACCAUUCAACAUGUUAGCUUGA
Molecule: messenger RNA, 1020 nt
Organism: Cornus florida
Lineage: Eukaryota; Viridiplantae; Streptophyta; Magnoliopsida; Cornales; Cornaceae
Product: probable pectinesterase 29
Exons: 5
Coding region: 1-1020 (339 amino acids)
Biological process (GO): cell wall modification
Molecular function (GO): pectinesterase activity
Source: RefSeq, a predicted model, not a curated record